AUGUCAUCCAAAGGCGACUCAGCAUGGACUUCUGGAGAUGCAUGUUGCUUUGGAGCUUCGGGAAUGAGCUUGAUUUCCUCUUCCUCUUUGAAAAGAGGUUCCCAAGUGGAUGAAUCCUCGCGAGGUUCGAACAUUGGAGUUUCUUGGUCGAUAGGAUCGUUUACUAAUCGUGAGUCUUUUCAAAGAUUGAACAAUCCAUCAUUUGAUGGCCGGAACAAGAAUUUCAACGUUUUUGAUGACGACAACCUGAUCAGCGCAGAUCCUUUCUCAGACCAAAUCGGUCCUCAAUUCAAGUUCCCUCAAAGUAACGAGUUUGAGCUACAAGAUCUCUUUUUCACUACAUGCAAGGCUUUGAAGAACGACCUGAAAAACAUCUCGAAACAGACGUAUCAACUUCAGACCGACCAGCAAGCUUUUGAUCUCGGAAAUACCCAGUCUGACUCGUUCAAUACGGGAUACAAGUUUAUUGACUCCCAACUUGACCAGUUGGACCAGAGAAUCCGUGAACUCAAGAAUGGAUACAAGCUGGAUGAGCCGAACAAAAAAGUUGCUUUGCGAGUGUUAAUCGAUUAUUACAAGAUGGUGCUUUCCAACCUCCAAAACGUUUUGAAAUCCCAUCAGGAUAAUUUGUACAGCGAUAUUUCUGACACCCUAACCUCUGGCCUGUCGCUCAGUGCCCCCGAGGUUCAGAAUUACUCGAAGAAGCUGGAUCUUGAUUUCAUUCAAAGACUGGAAGCCUCGCACCCAUCUGCAGACAAGUCUAUUUUCGAAAAGCUCGUUCAUUACGUUAACGAAAUCGAUAAUAUCAAGAAUUCUAUCGCCAAGGUCUCCAGUCUAAAUGUUGCUACCACUUACUCUGCCGGCCACGAAAGGGACUCAUCUCUUUCGAAAAGUCGAACCGCUCAAAAUUCGUUGGAUACUCGCAAGUCGUUGCCAACUUCCAGUCUAAAUUCAGACCGCUACGGUGAUUUUUAUGACGAGGAGACCUGGGAAAUGCCAAGAGCUAAGACCCGUAACCAGCUACUGAAGAGAAACGCUUACGUUUUGUGUGUGGUUGCCGUUGCGUUUGCUAUCCUGGUUGCGGUCAUUUAUGAGGUGGCUAAGAGAAAGAGCUCCUCCCCCGAGAAGACCACUGUCAAGUACAUCAAGAGCGUCAACGAUCAGCUAAAGUCUCUGCUUGAUAGCUGA
Messenger RNA from Ogataea philodendri, 1188 nucleotides. RefSeq lists its product as uncharacterized. The record is from RefSeq and is a predicted model, not a curated record. NCBI's taxonomy places the organism in Eukaryota, Fungi, Ascomycota, Pichiomycetes, Pichiales, Pichiaceae. The coding region runs from base 1 to 1188 and encodes 395 amino acids. The transcript is spliced from 2 exons.